Oncorhynchus kisutch (coho salmon) is the source of this 634-nucleotide messenger RNA. Its product is annotated as barrier-to-autointegration factor-like. The transcript is spliced from 3 exons. The coding region runs from base 216 to 509 and encodes 97 amino acids. Gene Ontology annotation, cellular component: nucleus; condensed chromosome. Gene Ontology annotation, molecular function: DNA binding. The record is from RefSeq and is a predicted model, not a curated record. Lineage: Eukaryota; Metazoa; Chordata; Actinopteri; Salmoniformes; Salmonidae. Gene Ontology annotation, biological process: chromosome organization.
CGUUUCUGUUCAUUUGGGUGGAGCAGGAGGAGGAAGUGGAGGUGCCGAACUGAAUUUGCCCCAAUAGAAACUCACAUUUAAAAAAAAUAUUGUUUGCUACACUGUGCACUAAUGAAUACAUUAGCAGAGGAAAAGGAAUUGAGCCACAGCAGACCGACAGACACCUUGUUAUCCUGAUCAAGUUAUAUAUUGAGUUGACAUUCUCCAACUGAACCAUGGCUGGAAACAAGAAAGGACCCCCCACCACUUCUCAAAAGCACCAGAGCUUUGUCACAGAGCCAAUGGGAAACCGGUCUGUGAGGGAUGUACCGGGGAUUGGACCCGCACACGGCCGCACGUUGGAGGAGAGGGGCAUGCCUAGGGCUGACCAGUUGUUGGGUGAUUACCUGAAGAGAGGUCGGGACCAAGGCCAGUUCCAGGACAAUCUGAAGAAUACCACAGGGGCCAACGCCAAGCAACAGAGGGACGCCUACAAUGGAAUGAGAGAGUGGACCGACAACAACAUGUAGAGGACAGCAGACAGUCACCUCUUUGUUGUCUCUGUCUCUCUCUCUCUCUCUGUCUCUCUGUCUCUCUCUCUCUCUCUCUCUGUCUCUCUGUCUCUCUCUCUCUCUCUCUCUGUCUCUCUCUCUCU